Chrysochloris asiatica (Cape golden mole) is the source of this 1623-nucleotide messenger RNA. RefSeq names its product solute carrier family 16 (monocarboxylate transporter), member 5 (gene SLC16A5). The coding region runs from base 1 to 1623 and encodes 540 amino acids. The transcript is spliced from 5 exons. Gene Ontology annotation, biological process: transmembrane transport; monocarboxylic acid transport. Lineage: Eukaryota; Metazoa; Chordata; Mammalia; Afrosoricida; Chrysochloridae. The record is from RefSeq and is a predicted model, not a curated record. Gene Ontology annotation, cellular component: membrane. Gene Ontology annotation, molecular function: monocarboxylic acid transmembrane transporter activity.
AUGCCCGGGGCCCUGGAGCGCGAGGAGGGCAGCUGGGCCUGGGCGGUACUGCUGGCCUCUUUACUAAGCCAGGGCCUCACACUUGGCUUCCCCACUUGCACUGGCAUCUUCUUCACGGAACUGCAGCGGGACUUUCAGGCCAGCAACAGCGAGACUUCCUGGUUCCCCUCCAUCCAGACAGCUGUGCUCCAUGCAGGGGGGCCCCUGUGUAGCAUUCUGGUGGGACGCUUCGGCUGCCGAUCGACCGUGAUGCUGGGGGGCGUGCUGGCCUGCCUGGGCAUGGUGACAAGUGCCUUUUCAAGGACCUUGAGCCAACUCUACGUCACAGCGGGAUUCAUCACAGGCUUGGGCAUGUGCUUUAGCUUCCAACCAAGCAUCACAGUGCUGGGCUUCUACUUCACCCGCCGGCGGGCACUGGCCAACGCGCUGGCCUCGGUGGGUGUCUCCCUGGGCAUCACGCUCUGGCCACUGCUCUCCGGCUACCUCCUGGAGAACCUGGGCUGGAGAGGCACCUUCUUCAUCUUCGGGGGAGUCCUUCUGCACUGUUGCGUCUGCGGGGCCAUCCUGAGGCCAGUAGCCCCCACUGUGGCCCAUGAGACUAAAGAAAACCCCCCUCCACCACCCAAGAGACCUGCACCUGGUUGCCUGGCAACGUGUGGCCAGACCAUCCAGCGCCACCUGGCCUUCGACAUCCUGCGGCACAACCCCAGCUACCGCGUGUACACCCUGGGUGUCAUGUGGAUGAUCAUGGGCUUCCCGCUGCCCCACAUCUUCCUGGUGCCCUACGCUAUACGGCACGGGGUGAAGGAGCAGCGGGCCGCUCUGCUCAUCUCUAUCAUCGGCUUCAGCAACAUCUUCCUGCGGCCUGUGGCCGGGCUGGUGGCGGGCCGGCGCAACCUGGCCAACCACCGCAAGUACCUGUUCAUCCUGGCGGUCCUGUUCAACGGGCUCACGAACCUGGUGUGUGUGGUCUCAGCUGACUUCCGCGUGCUGGUGGGCUACUGCCUAGUGUACAGCGUGUCCAUGAGCGGCAUCGGCGCCCUCCUCUUUCAGGUCCUCAUGGAUCUCGUCCCCAUGGACCGCUUCUCCAGUGCCCUGGGCCUCUUCACCAUCCUGGAGAGCAUCUCCAUCCUUAUUUCCCCACCGCUGGCUGGGUUGCUUCUGGAUGUCACCAACGACUUCCACUACGUUUUCUACAUGUCGAGCUUUUUCCUCAUCUCGGCAGCCCUCUUCAUGGGUGGCAGCUUCUGUGCCCUACAGAGGAAGGAGGGGCAGAGCAGGCCAGCUGAGUCAGGAGCCAGCGUGGACGCUGCUGCAGAGAGGAGCCUUACCCUAGAAGGCACAAACAGUGCCGAGAAGCAGUUGAACCCUGAGACCAUAGGGCACAACAGCUGGAUAGGAACGCAGAAGCGCACCGCGCACGCGCGCCGAGCUCAGCGAAGCUCGCCACACCCCUUCCGGCCACGAUGGGCGGGGUUUGUACGACUUCCGCUCGACGUGGGGACUCGGCUGUUUAUAGCUGUGAUCCCAAGUGACUACACUUUGGGCUUCCAGUUUGUUUCCAGGUCAGACACUUACCUGAGACGCACUCCACUGCGGUCCCCUACACCCAGUCCCAGUUAA